CCUCCUCCUCCUCCUCCGCCACUGACCGGUCCUUGUCUCUCCGUCUCCCCUCUUGCAGGUUUUUGGCUGAAGCGGAGCAGCUACGUGGAGCAGCCGAGCAUCCGCUUUCGGCACGAAGUGCUGUUGCUUCCUUGGCUGCGGGGCGGCGGCGGCGGCGGCGGCGGCGACUUCGUGGGCUGGAGCUCUUUCCCCGCCUGCAACCGUCUCCUGGGCGCCCGCCUGCGCGUCCCGCUCGUCUCGGCUAGAGAGGAAGACAUAAAUCAAGAUGGCAUAAUGGACCUAUUAAAUUUCUGGCUGGAGCUCCCACUACAAUCUAGUGAGGAAAUGGUCGGGAUCCAGCUUCUUCUGACUUUCACCUAUCAGUUGCAGAGGAUGUCCACAUUUGUGAUGCAGAGCAUGGCCUUUCUUCAGUCCUCUUCCCCUGUUCCAGGAUCCCGGGUCUUUGUGAGUGGAGACCUGAAGCUUCAUCAGAGGCAGCCACUUAGCCAUGCUGGGCUGGACAACAGAUACAAUUUAUCUGUGAUCAACGGCACAAGCCCUUUUGCCCAGGACUACGAUUUGGUGAACAUCGUUGCUGCGUAUCAGGAGAGAAACGUCACAACCGUUUUUGCUGGUCCUGGCCCCAUCUGGUCGGUUGGAAGAGCCCCCAGUGAGCCUUUCGUGAUCCAGGCCAUCAUCCGCUACCCAGUAGAACUGAUUGUCUAUCAGCCAGGGUUCUGGGAGAUGAUUAAGUUUGCUUGGAUCCAGUAUGUUGCCAUCCUGCUGAUCUUCCUUUGGAUUUUUGAAAGAAUCAAACUCUUCAUUUUCCGGAAUCAAGUGCUCACCACAGUCCCAGUGCCCCCAGUCUCCCCAGUGUUGUCCUAUAAAGAACACCAGUCCUGAACAUGCUCCUAGAAAGACUGGAAACAGUCACUAAAACCCAACAGGUAAAGGAAGGCAUCUCACUUCUUUCCAGCUGCUUUGCAUCUCAAAGAUAAGAAGGCACCUGAGCAUUGGAGGUCAUGGGAAAUUUUAUCACUUACGGCAAGAACCAAGCCAAUAGUACUUCUGUUCCUUCCCUCCAUAUGGGGAAGGGGAUUCAACUUCUACGUGAGCAGCAUGGGGCAGUGGGAUUGAUCCUGCUCUCUGUUUUGUUGCUUUUGGUUACCAGCUCAGGGGUUAAAAAACUACUUCCUCUUGCCAGUUGAAACAAUUACAGCUAUUACAUCAACAAUGGCAAGUCUGCUAUGAAAUGCCCUUUAAGCUCCUGCUGAUGGAAUGUAUUCAGUGUGUUUUAUGAUUUCACCACUGAGUUUCCGGGUUACUGAUCUGAUUUCCUUGAGCCUCUUUUAUCACAAUUCUUCAUGAAGACCUCAACACAGAGAGAGAGGGUGGGUGCAUACAUGCUCUUGUAAAAACCCCAAGAUUUCUUCUGCAGCAGCAACAUGUGACCGGAGUCUGUGAGGAGCAGAAAGGGAAGGAAUGAAACUGUUCGCUUCCCAAAGGACUGCUGGCAUUCCCAUUUCUGACAAUGUGCCUAAUUGUUUUUAAGGAUUUAUUCCUGUAUUCCACCAAAGUCUCAGGACAGCUUGCAGGAAAUUGUGGUAAAAGGAAUGCAGAGAUGUCAGUACAAAAGCAGUCAGCGAAAACUGAACAAAUACAAGAGAUCAAAAGCAAUUAAUAAAAGACCCAUUAAAUGAUGUGUCAUGAUCAGGUGCCAAAAUUACAUCAGGUCAGAUUCUGAAAGACAGCUGGAGAAACAGAAGUGUACAAGGUAGUUACAGAAAUGGAAGUGCAGCAGAACUGACAGCUCGCCCCUCAUUUCCUCCUCGCCGCUCAUCUGUCCGGGCGGCCCAGUCCUUCCAAGGCCAUGGACUAGGACUGGUCCAAAAUCCGGGGGUUGGGGGGCUCCGUAUUGUAGGAUCUUAUGUAUUAUGUAUGUGUUUCACUGUGUAGUACGGAACUGUAGAAUUGAACACCGGCAAAUUAAAAAAAAAGGUUGGAAUGUGGAUUUAUCUGUAGGAUACUAAGAAUUGUUUGGACUGAGAAGCAUGACUAUUAGGCUGCUAAACUGUGUCUGGAGUAUUGUUGCAGCUGAUCAUCAUGAGUAAGAUAAAUAGGGAAAGCAUUUCAGGAGGAAAGAGUUUGCUGGGUUUGGGCUGCCCUGCGGCUUCUGGGAGCAGGAAGGAGUG
Messenger RNA from Pogona vitticeps (central bearded dragon), 2171 nucleotides. NCBI's taxonomy places the organism in Eukaryota, Metazoa, Chordata, Lepidosauria, Squamata, Agamidae. The record is from RefSeq and is a predicted model, not a curated record.